Messenger RNA from Elephantulus edwardii (Cape elephant shrew), 1602 nucleotides. RefSeq names its product solute carrier family 22, member 10 (gene SLC22A10). The transcript has 9 exons. NCBI's taxonomy places the organism in Eukaryota, Metazoa, Chordata, Mammalia, Macroscelidea, Macroscelididae. Gene Ontology annotation, biological process: transmembrane transport. Gene Ontology annotation, molecular function: transmembrane transporter activity. The coding region runs from base 1 to 1602 and encodes 533 amino acids. The record is from RefSeq and is a predicted model, not a curated record.
AUGGUCUUUGAGGAUAUUCUGGAUCAAGUUGGGGGCCUGGGGAGAGCCCAUGUUCAUCAGAUUAUUUUCAUUUUUGUCAUUUUGAUGUUAUCGUAUCCUCAUGUUCUACUGGAAAACUUUAUUGCGGCCACCCCGGAUCAUCGUUGCUGGGUUCACAUCCUUGACAACAAAACUGUCUCAGCUAAUGAUACUGAUGGUCUCAAUCCUGAGGCCCUCUUGCGAAUCUCCAUUCCACUGGACACAAACCUGAGGCCAGAGAAGUGUCGCCGUUUCCUCCACCCCCAGUGGGAACUUCUUCACAUGAACAGGACCUAUACCAACGUAAAUGAAUCAAAUACAGAGCCCUGUGUAGAUGGUUGGGUAUAUGAUCAAAGUUUCUUCUACUCCACUAUUGUGACUGAGUGGGACCUGGUAUGUGAAUCUCAAUGGUUAAGAUCAAUGGCUCAAUUCCUUUUGAUGAUUGGGUCUUUGGUUGGGGGAAUAAUAUACAGUUAUUUCACAGACAGGUUUGGACGGAAGUUAGUAUUCAGAUGGUGUUUCCUCCAGUUUGCCAUCUCAGAGACGUGUGUGGCCUUCGCUCCCACCUUCCUCGUUUACUGCGUCUUACGCUUCUUGUCCGGACUCUGUAUCACAAAUGUGAUGACAAAUGUUUUCCUCCUCAGGUCAGAAUGGACAUUGCCCAAAUAUCAGGCAAUGGAGAUGUCCCUGCUUUACAGUGCCAUCAGCAUCGGGAAUACGCUUCUGGGAGGCAUUGCUUUCGCCAUCCAGGACUGGCGCACACUGCAGCUGGCUGUUUCUGUACCUUGCCUUGUCCUCUUUGUCCUCUCCAGGUGGCUGAUAGAGUCUGCUCGAUGGCUGAUUGUCACCAACAAACUGGAAGAGGGCUUAAAGCUACUGAAAAGAGUUGCCCACAUAAAUGGACUAAAGAAUAUUGACGAGACCCUGAAUGAAACGUUUGUGAAAUCCACCAUGCAGGAAGAACUGGAUGCAGCCCAGAUCAAAACAUCAUUUUUUUCUAUAUUCCGGUCACGCACACUUCGUUUAAGAAUCUGCUUCUUGUUCUUUCUGAGAUUGGUAAACCAAUUAAGCUAUUAUGGGCUGGUUUUUCACUUGCAGCACUGGGGGAGCAAUAUUUACCUGCUUCAGGUCCUCUUUGGAGUCACCACCCUCCUAAGCAGAUAUACUGCCUUUGUCACACUCAUUUGUAUGGGUCGUCGAACCAACCAGCUGUUAUUCAUGUCAUUGAUGGGAUUUUUCAUUCUGGCUGCCACCUUUGUUCCCCAAGAAAUGCAGAUACUGCGUGCAUCUUUAGCAAUAUUGGGAGCUGGUGCCUCUGCGUGUGUCAGUACUACUCUUUCCAUCCACAGUACUGAACUCACGCCCACCAUAUUCAGGGCGACAAAUGGAGCACUCCAGACAAUCGCUGCUAGAAGCGGUGCCUCCCUGGCUCCCCUCUUGAUGACCCUGGUGAUGUUUUAUGCCCCGCUACCCUGGAUCAUUUAUGGACUCUUGCCCUUCCCAGCUGGUUUCCUUGUCAUGCUCCUUCCGGAAACCAAGAAUCAAUCACUUCCUAACACCAUGCAGCAUGUGGAAAAUGAGUAA